Molecule: messenger RNA, 1558 nt
Organism: Physella acuta
Lineage: Eukaryota; Metazoa; Mollusca; Gastropoda; Physidae
Product: dynactin subunit 6
Biological process (GO): mitotic spindle organization
Cellular component (GO): dynactin complex
Molecular function (GO): dynein complex binding
Source: RefSeq, a predicted model, not a curated record
UCAAAAGCAACUGUUUGGCAAGUUUCGGUUUUUAUAAUGAACUUUCUUCGCUAGAAAAAUGGCAACACAACAAAACAAGGCAAAUUUAGGCCCUAACGUAAAGAUUGCAGCUGGUGCUCUAGUCUGUGAUGGCUGUGAAUUAAUAGGAGAUAUAACCAUUGGAUCAAGAACAGUUAUUCACCCCAAAGCUAAAAUCAUAGCUGAUGCAGGUCCAAUAAUAAUUGGAGAGUUCAAUAUAAUUGAAGAGCUUGUUACAAUAGCCAACAAGUCAUCCACAGAUGCAAACAGUGGCAAAGUUCUCAUCAUUGGCAACAACAACGUAUUUGAAGUAGGAGCACAUGUUGAGGCUGUAAGAAUAGGAGAUCACAAUGUCUUUGAAAGUAAAUCCAAAGUUGGAGCUAAGGUUGAGGUCUCCAAUGGUUGUAUUAUUGGCUGUGGGUGUGUGCUUGGCAUGAGUGAAGCGUUACCUGAUAAUACAGUCGUCUAUGGAGCCAAGUGUGAACGAAGAAUACAGAAAGAAAGACCAGCGGCACAAACACUUCAGAUAGAUUUCCUGACCAAGAUUUUACCAAACUAUCAUUAUUUAGUGAAGCCAAAUAUACAGCCAAGGUCCUCGCCUGCCCCAACCAAAAAAUAGUUUUAAUUUUUCUAACAAAUUUCUUGCACUUUGAAAUUGUAUAUUUUGUAGUGUUCUUGGGAAGAGGUGCAAUUUUAUGUAUUUAGUAUUUGUUUAGUGUCAUUUCUUAAUAUUCCUUAAUUAUUAUAAAGCUUAAUAAAUCAAUGAUCUAAAACGUUUUAUUUGCAAUUACAGCUUCAUAUUUCUAAUUUAUUGUUUUUUUAAGUCAGAUACCAGAUUUAGUUAUUCUGAUACUUAUUUAUAUUACUGAAAGUUUCUAAGACAGAAUGAGUUUUAAUAAAAAUAGUGUCUCUACAUUUAUUAUUUUAGCUUAUCUCUAAAGAACUUAUUCUUAAAAGAUGGUAGAAAUACAUGUUAUGGGAAUAUCCACAAACAAUUUAUUGCUUUUAUCAAUGGCCUCAUUAUUGACUUGUAGAUGGGUGAAUGCCUCCAUUGUAUACUUUGGUUUGUAUGGACUGAUGUCUGUCUUUUGUUUAAUUGUGAACAAGUGUACAGGAAUUUUUUAGAAAUCACACUCUUUCGAUUUCAUUAACAGAUGUCAUAUCCUGAGAUAUGACAUAAAAAGCUUGCAUAAGUAUAAUUUUCUGUCUACAAUAGCUGUAAAUUUAAUUGAAUCGUGUAGACAUUGCUUUUAUGUUAUAUCUUUGUCUCUAAAUCCUGAUUGUACAUUAUUAUUGUAAAAAUAGCCUUUUUAAUUUAUGUUAGCUUUCAUGUAUUUUAUUUGUUCAGACUUUUUUUUUCUGAUUUGUAAAUUUAUUCAAGUUAGUUUUUUUUAUAGUGAAAACAUUAAUCUUCUUUAUAGAAUAAAAGAUUUAUUGCACAAUACAAGAUAACUUGGUUGUAUAUAAAUACAGAAAUGUUUGGGAAUUCUUUUGCUUUUUAAAAACUGUAACAAUAAUAAGCAUUAUUUCAAUAUAAAAU